Folsomia candida is the source of this 2176-nucleotide messenger RNA. Its product is annotated as sodium-coupled monocarboxylate transporter 2. The coding region runs from base 333 to 2129 and encodes 598 amino acids. Gene Ontology annotation, cellular component: membrane. The record is from RefSeq and is a predicted model, not a curated record. Gene Ontology annotation, biological process: sodium ion transport; transmembrane transport. Gene Ontology annotation, molecular function: symporter activity. NCBI's taxonomy places the organism in Eukaryota, Metazoa, Arthropoda, Collembola, Entomobryomorpha, Isotomidae. The transcript is spliced from 14 exons.
UGCAUACUUGUAAACGUUAAUUGUGAUUAUAUAACACAAAAUACGGUUGUUUAAUUGCAUGACUUGGCCAGUAGCGUCAUGUUUUACAUGUGUCAUUAUCACAAAGAUAAGGUAUUGAAAUUGAUUGUAUUUAAUUCUUCUCGUGUUAAACGGCUUAUCUGACAUGUGUCGACAUACCCUUGCCCUUACCCAAUAGAAUUUCAUUAAUUAUAACCAGGUGUUGGAAUCCUAUUUGGACCAUUCACUGGAUUUGAUCAUAUCUUAACUAUAUAUUUACAUAUUUAUAAAUUGGGUACAAUUAAGAUUUAAGAUUGCUUACAAUUCUUGCAAGAAUGGCGUCCGAAGUCGACUGGGUGGAUUACUUCGUUUUUGGAAUCGUUCUCUCAAUUUCUGUCGGAAUAGGAAUAUUUUACGGGUGCUUUGGCAGCAAACAGAAGACGACAAAAGAGUAUCUUUUAGCGAAUCGUCAGAUGUCUUCCAUACCGGUAGCUUUGUCGAUGAUAUGUUCCGCAGUCUCCGCAAUUACGUUAUUAGCAAAUCCUGUCGAGGUUUAUAAGUACGGGUUACAAUAUUUGAUGGUCAUUUUGUCAUUUGUCCCCUUCAAUCUCGCCCUGCUCUACCUCUACAUUCCUGUUUAUUUCAAUCUUAACGUGAAUUCAGCAUACGAGUUUAUCGAGAUGCGAUUUAGCCAUGGGGUGAGAGUGUUCGUAUCGGCGUUAGCAGUUUUGCAUGUGAUUAUCAGCAUGGCUAUUGCGAUUUAUGCUCCUGCCCUUGCAAUUAAUUACGUCACCGAUGUCUCCGUCGAGUUGACAUGCUUCAUUAUCUAUUUUGUCUGCAUCUUCUAUUCAGCUAUCGGCGGCCUAAAAGCCGUUUUAUGGACUGAUGUCUUUCAAGCAGGAGUGAUGCUGCUAUCUUUAUCAGUCAUUGUUGGGAAAGGCGUUGGUGACGUGGGUGGGAUGUCCAUCGUAUGGGAAAGAGCAAAGGAAGGAGAUAGGCUCGGAGUUUUAAACUUUGACCCUGACCCACGUACUCGUCACACAAUUUGGACAUGUAUUUUCGCUGGUUAUUUUUUCUGGCUUCCGUCAUAUGCCGCGACACAACUGCAAGUGCAACGCUUUCUCUCGAUGCCAAACAUGUCGAGAGUAAAACGAGCUUUGGCCAUAAACUUUUUCGGACUAAUUGUCAUCGUGGGACUCUGCUUCUUCACGGGGCUCGUCAUAUUUGCCAAAUUCCAUGAUUGCGACCCUCUUAACAAGACAGGGGCGGACCCACAUGUCGAGAACUCUGACCAAUUGCUACCUCUCUUUGUAUCCGAGACUUCGGACGGGAUUCCUGGCUUGUUGGGGUUAUUUAUUGCGGGGUUAACUUGUGCAAGUAUGAGCUCUUUAUCCAGCGGACUAACAGCCCUCGCUUCAAUUACGACCUACGACUAUGUCAACAAACUCUUCCCAAACUUAUCAGAUCUGAAACUUUCUCUGAUUUCUAAAGUUAAUACUUUUGUCUUGGGAAUGGUCUCGUUCGGAUUCGUCUUUGUUAUUAAAAAUAUGGGGGACAUUUUACCCGUGACGAGCUCCUUUCUUGGCGUGAUUUUGGGACCAACGCUGGGGAUAUUUUCUUUAGGAAUGUUUUUUCCAUGGGCUAAUGCAGAGGGUGCAACGGCUGGACUAGUUUCAACUUUCGCCAUCAUGAUCACCUUUGUCCUCGGAACCAAUUUAAAUUCGAUUAAAGACCAACUUCCCGUCCAAACGUUUCCCCUGGAUGUGUCCGGAUGCCCUGGAUCUAAUGACACCAUGUCAAUCUUUAGCAGCAAUAAUGGUCACACAGAAUGGAAGGAUAAAGAAUACUCAGGCUUAGUGAAAAUGUUGUCGCUUUCGUACAUGUGGUACUCUGGUUUAGGUUGCUGUCUAGCAGUCUUUCUCGGUUUAAUUAUGAGUCUGAUUUACAAUCAAGUAACGAAAAGGGAGAGAAAGUUGAUCAAUCCGCUGUGUAUUAGUCCCCCGAUUUUAAAUCUGCUAAAGAAAUUUUGUCCAGAUCAUAUCAAAAACUGGGUGGACAUUUCGGCCAAACCAACAAUAACAAUUAGUAUCACUAAUGAAGAUGAAACUGUUGAGUAUAAUAAAUCGUUUUAGUUAUACACGUGCGCUUGAAUAGACUCUGGACGUACGUAAAUUAUGCA